This is a messenger RNA of Lycium ferocissimum, 1883 nucleotides long. Its product is annotated as glutamate-1-semialdehyde 2,1-aminomutase 2, chloroplastic-like. Bases 1 to 1761 code for a protein of 586 amino acids. Gene Ontology annotation, cellular component: chloroplast. Lineage: Eukaryota; Viridiplantae; Streptophyta; Magnoliopsida; Solanales; Solanaceae. Gene Ontology annotation, biological process: tetrapyrrole biosynthetic process. The record is from RefSeq and is a predicted model, not a curated record. Gene Ontology annotation, molecular function: glutamate-1-semialdehyde 2,1-aminomutase activity; transaminase activity; pyridoxal phosphate binding. The transcript is spliced from 8 exons.
AUGCCGGUGAUUAGGAAUACUGCAGCUAGUCGGAGAGUUGAUACGGUAGCUGGUCAUCAGGACUUGGAGUCCUCACCAGACGUUGUGACAGGUACAUUGACAGUUUGUUCAUAUAGUGUUUACAUGUUGAUAGAUCCAGGGUUCAAUUUAUCAUAUGUCACUUCAUUUAUUGUGGGAAAAUUUGUUGUUUGUGCUCGUCAGACCAUAACAGAUCUUAUAGAGUUACAGAUGGUUGAUUUCGACGUCAUUAUGGAAGCAGAACCGCCGGCUUUUCAGUCUAUUCCUGUAGUUAAUGAGUUCCCAGACGAGCUUUUAGGCCUCCCACCAGAGCGAGAGAUUGACUUCGUUAGAGAUAUACUAUCGGGUACUCAGCCGAUAUCCAUCCCUCCUUCUAAAUGGCUCUGCGAGUUGAAGGGAUACAGCUCCGCAAAAGAGGAAAGCACCAUUCGAGAUUACUGGAGAUUGAGUCCUCAGAGGAUCCCUAUAGCUGAACCUGCUGGUAUGAAAUUGAGCAGCAGUUUGUUGAUUGAUCAUGCUUUUGGUAUCAAGCAUUUGGUUAGGAAUCUUUCAUUUGACUCCCCAAUUACUGAUGAACUGGUCUUUGUACUGAAUUUCUUGAGGCGUGUUUGCCAACUAUUAUUUCCAAUACUUAAAACCUUCAAUGUUCCUGUCUCUAGUUACGUUUACUUGCAGGUGCUAGCAGCCUUGGCCGAGACAAUGAAGAAAGGAACAAGUUUUGGUGCUCCAUGCCUCCUCGAAAAUACUCUGGCAGAGAUGGUUAUUUCUGCUGUUCCUAGUAUAGAAAUGGUUCGUUUCGUCAACUCUGGAACGGAGGCAUGCAUGGGGGUUCUACGGUUGGCUCGUGCUUUUACUGGCCGGUCAAAGAUUGUAAAGUUUGAGGGUUGCUACCAUGGUCAUGCCGAUCCAUUUCUUGUUAAAGCAGGCAGUGGAGUUGCCACUCUAGGACUCCCCGACUCCCCUGGAGUUCCCAAGGCGGCUACGCAUGAUACUCUGACAGCCCCCUACAAUGAUAUUUCUGCUGUUAAGAGCCUCUUUGAUGACAACAAAGGAGAAAUUGCAGCUAUAAUACUUGAGCCUGUUGUUGGGAAUUCUGGCUUUAUUCCACCCAAACCAGAAUUUCUAGAUGCCCUUCGCAAUAUCACCAAAGAAACGGGUACUCUUCUUAUAUUUGAUGAAGUUAUGACAGGAUUUAGGUUGGCUUAUGGUGGCGCUCAGGAGUAUUUUGGAAUAACUCCUGAUUUGACUACACUUGGGAAGAUUAUCGGGGGUGGCUUGCCAGUAGGUGCAUAUGGAGGAAGGAGGGAUAUUAUGGAGAUGGUGGCACCAGCAGGACCGAUGUAUCAGGCUGGGACCCUAAGCGGAAACCCAUUAGCCAUGACUGCUGGUAUUCACACACUUAAGCGGUUAAAGCUACCGGGAGCAUAUGAACACUUGGACAGCAUCACUAGUGAACUUACUCAGGGAAUAUUGGAUGCUGGGAAGAAGACUGGUCAUGCAAUGUGUGGUGGGUAUAUAAGUGGAAUGUUCGGCUUCUUUUUCACGGAUGGACCAGUUUAUAACUUUUCAGAUGCAAAGAAGAGUGAUACUGCUAAAUUUGCCAAAUUUUAUAGAGGGAUGCUGGAGGAAGGUGUAUAUUUCGCACCAUCCCAGUUCGAGGCUGGAUUUACUAGCUUAGCACAUACUGCAGAGGAUAUCCAACGGACAAUAGCCGCUGCUGAAAAAGUUUUGAGUCAACUUUAAUUGCUCCAAGUACCGUGGUUUUGUACACUAGGCGGAGAUAUUCCCUUUAAGGUUCUCUCUUUUUGUGUGAUUAAAACACAUUUGUAACCAAAAAGUUUUGUAAUAUCUUGUUAAUUGAGAAA